AUGCCGCCGGACUUUGUGGAGUUUACGUUCUGGCAUUGUGUAGAUUCUCAAAAACAUGAUGAUUUCUCAGUGAGAAGUGCGAGUACAAUAUUGUUCGGAUUUAUGGUUCGCUACAUUACGAAGAGUCGCGUAGUACCUGCAUUCUACAUCAUUUCUACAAGAUCGAAGUUUUGGCAGGAGAUAUUACAUCGUUGCCUGUCGUUAUCCGACCUACCACCACUUCAAAGGAUCCUGUUACUGAGCUUUCUCACUCGUUUAUCCCUUGGUUACAUUGAAUGUUAUUCCCGAACAAUGCUAGAAGGCAUCCAUUUUUUGAUCUCCUCUGUAAUUAAACUAUUGGAUCACACGAAGGAUAUCCGCGAGCGCCGAUUUUGUUUGGAGACGCUCGUUGUUUUAUCCCCAACAUCAGCAUGUGAGGAGGUAUUGAAGCAUAUCAAAGAAUUAGACCGAGAAGAGCAAACUUAUGCCUUGCGGGCGGAUUGCGAUUUCCUCGAAUAUACUUUGGAAAAAUCGGAAAGGUGUCUUUACUUCGCGAAGUGCUCGAAGAUUCCCACUGAUUACGUCCAGUCACCUUAUGUGCAGAUUAUCGAAGAUGCUAGACUGCUGGAUCCCUCAAGCGCUGUGGCAAAGAUUGAAAAUAUGUUUGCCUCGGUGGAGUCGCAUUCAGCGGAAUUGACACUUCAGGCACUAGCAAUGGCGCUUACUUUAGUUGCAAAAAGUUUGCGGGUCAACGGUACAAACAAUGAAGAUUCAAGGGCCACUAAAGGCAUGUCACUCAAUUAUGCGCAGGCCCUGUCACCAUAUGAAAAUAAAGGUGAAGUCGGAAUGCCUGAGGUGAUCAAAAGUCAUUAGUU
Cylicostephanus goldi is the source of this 854-nucleotide messenger RNA. The record is from the annotation of a GenBank genome assembly. Lineage: Eukaryota; Metazoa; Nematoda; Chromadorea; Rhabditida; Strongylidae.